AUGUCGUUCAACAACACCGAGCUAAACAACAGCAGCAACACCGCUGGCACCCAGCCUCUUUCCGUAGGCGAUGACCGCCUGGCUUCGGACAACAACUUCACCGACCAGUCCUCGGCUCACCCAAACCCUUCGAACCCAGACCACCAGCAGAACGAAGGGGGCGAGACAAUCGAUCAGGGCGGCUACGGGCUUUCUGCUUCCGGUGGUGAUCAGUUCGCUAAAAAGAACCAGACAGGUCAGGGCUUCUCGUCCACUCAGGGCACAUCAGGACAGUUCCAGCCCAGCAUUCAGGACUCGAUCGGCAACACCAAUUACCGUGCCGAUGCACCUUCGGAUACCGACAACGUCACUCAUCGCAACCCUGAUAUGUAA
Molecule: messenger RNA, 372 nt
Organism: Ustilago hordei
Lineage: Eukaryota; Fungi; Basidiomycota; Ustilaginomycetes; Ustilaginales; Ustilaginaceae
Exons: 2
Coding region: 1-372 (123 amino acids)
Source: RefSeq, a predicted model, not a curated record